UGGAGCUGCGGCUCGUGUAGCGAGUGAAGGUUGGACCCAUCAGAAGCGUCUCUACAGCGGUCAGGGUCAGUUUCUUCCUCGUUUUUAACAUCUCUGUCAUUCAUGUCAGUGGUUCACCUGCAAGUGAUGCGUUGGUGCUGCGUUCGCGGACCCUUGUCAAGAGCCUAACGUCCUCCUAAGACCAUGGGACUCUGAACAGGGAAGAUGCCGCACUUGUACCACAGGAUGAGACGGCUGCGAUUCUCCCUCGUAUGCCACAGGACCACCCUGUUCUCAACACUUGCUGUGACUCCAGCUUCAAGGACAUGUUGCCGGAAUUCAAGGAUCGAGGGGAGGACUGUCAGCACGGCCCUCAACCACCACAUUCAGGACCUCAGUGCCCCGGAACAGAGGCUUCUAAAUAAACUGUAUGAAGGGUUAAUCGGCGGUCAGAGGGCUUCGUUGGCCGAGUCCAUUACCCUGGUAGAGACUCAGCAUCCCAGGAAGAAGGAGCUCGCUCAGGUGCUACUACAGAAGGUUUUGGCCUACAAGAGGGAGCAAGAGAGCCGGAACGGAGGGAGGCCAGUUGCCUUCAGAGUAGGUCUGUCUGGUCCUCCAGGAGCAGGGAAGUCGUCCUUCAUCGAGGUGGUGGGGAAGAUGCUGACAGGCCGAGGACACAAAGUGUCCGUUCUGGCCGUGGACCCGUCGUCCUGCACCACUGGAGGCUCCCUAAUGGGCGAUAAGACUCGAAUGACUGAACUGUCUCGGGACAUGAGCGCUUUCAUCAGACCGUCGCCGACCUCCGGGACACUUGGCGGAGUCACGCGGACGACCAACGAGGCCAUUGUUCUCUGCGAGGGAGCGGGAUACGACAUUGUGCUCGUGGAAACCGUCGGCGUUGGCCAGUCGGAGUUUGCGGUUGCUGACAUGGUGGAUAUGUUUGUGCUGCUAAUUCCACCAGCUGGGGGCGAUGAACUGCAGGGUAUCAAGCGCGGCAUCAUUGAAAGAGCCGACCUGGUGGUGGUGACCAAGUCUGACGGGGACUUGGUGGUUCCUGCCAGAAGGAUCCAGGCUGAAUACACCAGCGCACUCAAGCUGCUGAGGAGAACCACAAAGUCCUGGAACCCCAAGGUGGUCCGUGCCUCCUCUCACAGUGGUGAAGGCAUCCCCGAAGUCUGGGCAAAGAUGGAGUCAUACCGGGACGCCAUGCUAGCCAGCGGCGAGCUGCAGGCUCGGCGCAGGGCUCAGCAGAAAGUCUGGAUGUGGAGUUUAAUCCAGGAGAAUGUUCUCAGCCACUUUCAGAAUCACCCCAGCGUCCGAGAAACUCUGCCUCACCUGGAGGAGAAGGUGACCAGGGGCUCCAUCUCUCCGGGACUGGCCUCUGAUAUGCUUUUGAAGUCCUUCUUAGUCUCCUCGGCGUAGCUCUCUCUCUUGGAUGGAGGAGAGCGGGGUUGGGACCAGGUCGUCUUCAGGUGGACACACAGCGAUUUUAAAACGACGAGCUUCUGGAUGAUUUUCCGCUCAACUUUUACGUCAUCAGACAAAGAUGUCAUUUCAAGGAGAAGAGAAAGACUGACAGAUGUCACAAGCUGCUACUCUCAACCUCUAACACGGUGGCACCUGAAGUGUAAACAGCAUUUCCUAUCAACGUCUUCUUUUUUUAUCCACGGACUUUAUGGGAUCUGAUAAUAAAGUUGAUCAUGGUGUCUUGUCUCCCCCUCGAUCUCAAAUCGGUUUACUGGGUUAUCGACUUCUUUUUCUCACCACCCCCAUUUUUCCCUUCAGGGUGCUGAAAGAACUAAACACUCCAGUGAAGCACCAUUGUGGAGGUCAGGCUCCUGCAGUUAAAAACACAAAUGUCGAAUGACAUAACCCUCUUAUCUUCCCCGUGAAUGAACUGCGAUUAUUGUUGCCAAGAUUUCAGGGACACGCUUCCGUGCCUCGUUUCAUAAGCACCUCAGUGUUCGGGAAACAUUCUCGCUGCUGCUGAUUUAAACUGGAUAAGUUGAGGUGCUUUUUUUUUCUCCCCCCAAACUUAUUUAUCGCCAUAGUGUUUCUUGGUAAAAUGUGUCUGUGAAUUUCAAGAAACUAUGUGGGUUAAAAGAUGUUUUGAAUAAAUCACAAACGUUGUCGUGCUGUUAUGCCCUCAGCCUGCCACUAGAGGUCUCCCUAAUCUCAGUCAGCCGAGCGGUGUGACCCUGAUAACCGGGUCACUCUCAGAACUGCCUCCUUUAGUUGCCAAGCUGCACUCAAUCCAGCAUCUUCCACCUCUCAGGAGAGCCAUGUUUAGCUGUGAGCAAGUCAAGUCCGCGGUUUUGUCCACGUCUGUGCAGCCGUGCUCAGCGCGUGGAUCCUUUCCCAGGUCACUUCUCAUGUGCCCCUGCCUUCAUAAGCAAGCAAGAAUGCUCCCCGAAUGCAGAUGGCUUCAUGAGGUUCCAGUAACACCCUUCUACUUCAUCACACUGACACACACGCACACACACGCACGCUCACUGUAAAUGUGUGGCGCAUGAGAACAACAUGUCCGUCUGCACUCGUGCACGAGCGAACUCGGUUGUUUCAAGUGUAAACAACGGCAUGCGGUUUUACUCAGCGAGAUUAGCUCUCAUGCUGCUGGAUUGUAUUUGGCCAAUUUAGCCAAAACACAGCGCCCAUCCACAUGUGUUUGGCAUUUGCGCGGCUCCGUUGGAAGUAAGCAGAGGACAAAGACUGGCUCUUUGAUGAGGUUGUUCUGUGUUUCGUGGAGGGGCACAUAUUGACAGUCUUUCCUUUUGUGUCAGCAGUCAGAAUGGCUUCCUGGCUCUGAGCGAAAUGAAACACUGCCCCCAGUGUCAAUACCUCAUAGAUUUCACGUUGUAAAGUGGCCGUCUUAAAAUGCACGUCGUUCACCAGAGAGUUUUUACUGUCUGCUUUGUUCUCGCACCGGAUUGGUUCUCUGAUGAGUCUGAGGGGCUCUAAAACCUUUUAAUCCAGGGUCAUAAUUCUGCGAUGGUACCGUUCCCUGAAGGGAGAGGGCUUUUGCCUGAGAUAGGUCAGUCAGAGUUCCAAACCUGACACUGGCUUUCAGACUGAGAUGGAAUCGAUCGGUGGUUGAUACUUGGUGACGUGCUUCCCGGUAUUUGUUCUGUGCUGCUUGGGAUUUUCUUGUUAUCACCCCCCUGAUUCAUCUCUUCCUCUUCGGCACCUGAGCUUCACCUCAACCACCUUCCUACUCUCUCCAAAUCACUAUAUCAUAGGCAAACAUCAUCGUCCUGGAAUAGCUCAGGCAACCGCCUUGGCAUGAGGGCUGGGUUCAUAGCAUCGAUUUUCUUGGGCAUGACCUGGGAUUAAUGCUUAAAGUGUCUCAAUUCAUUAUUUAAUGUUUUUGGUACCAUAUGUAGAACGUCCUGGUGUUCCAAGCAAAAUGUAAACAUGAGUAUUUAUUAUUUAGUUUUGCUAUUUACAGCUUUAGUUCCUUAAGAAUCUGUUCCAAAUGUAAGCAAAGUGGUUGUACAUAGACUGAACUGUCCCUCCCAAACAGAAUGGAAUCCAGCCCUUGUGAAUUCAGUCAAAUCGAUUUGGGAACUCAAAUCCAAACUCAGCUGGACUUGGCAACAACUGACCCCCGUCCUGAUGACGUUCCCUUGGUAGCAAGCUCCAAACAUCUCGGAACGUCCUCACUCACACACCCACAGUUUAACGGACAUGACACAAUCUGUGACCUUGUUGACCCCACCCUAUAGGUCCCCCGUCCUCUUGAGGCUCAUCUCCUUGACCAAGUGAUUUUCUGUGAGAAAACUUCACGCUAAAGGAUUUGUAUGUAGCGGAACUAUUCGAGUGAAUCCAUGACUGUUGAUCUAGCAGGCUGGAGGCGGAGCUUCCUGACAGGGAAUCUGUCUGGACAUUCUGACUAGGCAAAGAGGCGACACCACAAUUUAAAGCCUUGGAAAAAGUGGAUUCCACUGAGGAGAAUUGGUUUGACAAGGAAACAUCUGCCUUGUUUGCGCUGUCACGUUAAGAACCUCACACCUCCCAUCCGUCUUGCCUCCUCCGUCUCUGGUGGAAACGCAGCUGCUUUAAUAAGUGACUGCGAAGCCUUCCCUCCACACCCACUCCUUAAGACGGAAGGCCACAACGCCAGCCGCGCGCUAAUAGGCUUUGAUAGUUGCUACAAAGUGUGCUUGAAGAUGUAACACUCCACUCAUUAUGUCGCUCUGAAGGGUCACUGCAGCCUCUUUAAAAGGAAGACCCUCGUGGCGCGGCGUCCUAUUAUAUCAGCCGCUGAGAUGGAUGGUAAUGGCAGACCUCGGCGUGUGUGGCGCUUUGGUCGGUCUGAAGUUUCUCUCAUUGCAUGGGCUGAUUCUAUUGAAGCUGCUGAAGGCUUCAAGACAGCGGUGCUGGAAGGCCCCUGGGGGUGUGGGGGGGGGGGCACCCACCUGAGCGAGGGCCGCGCUCCCGCACGUGCUCACGCCGGCCGCGUGCACGUCUCUGGACUGCCUGUGGGCCAGGCCUUCAUCUGCAGGACGGCGUGCGUGGAGCCUCGGCACCAGUAAUUGGACUUUAGAAGUGAUUUGGGAACUUGAUUGACCCCCGGUAAUGGAUUUGAGUGAAUAAUUAUUUGUAGUUAUGGUUGGGAGAUGAUAUCAGGGAGAGGGAGAGAGAGACCAAUCUCACACCAGUGUGACUCACCCCUGCCACAGGAGCAGAGCGCUGCCAGCACUCAAUUAAUGGAAUCCAGCUGCUCGGGCUCCUGCUGCGCAGUGGCUGAUGGGAAACACGCCGGGGUCUGGUCAGGGACGGGUUAGCGCCCAGGAACCUCUCCCCCUCACAAUAGCCACGAUAAAAUCCUCCCUGCUCCAGGUACGAGACAUUAGGGUUUAUAAUGUCUUUAUGAUGUUUUAACGGCCGGUGGCGGCGCUGGGCGCAGCUCACGGCUGCCAUGUUAAUGAGAGCGCUGGAGAUGGCAGGCAGCGCCUCCUCAGGAUACAAAAUGCAAUCACCGCUAAUCCCGCACUUUAAUUGCCGGCCGAGUCCUUGGGAGGGAAUCGGGCCGCCCCGAGGCGCGUGGCCGCACCGAUGGAACGCGUCUGGAUCCCAUGAGCAGAUAGCGGCUCGCUCCGACAACACUCGGAAGAUUCCGUAGACCUUCGCGCUUCCGCCUCUCGCACCUGCCCCUGCCUCUCCAGCCACGCCUGACCCCUCAUUGCCCUGUUGCCAGUCCCCAUCAUGUCACGCUGCCCGCUGAGACCAGGGCUUCAGAGCUUCCGUGUUGUGACGGGUAGCACUCAGCUGCCCACUCUCGGUGGUAACGGGAAGGUUAGCCUGCCAUUACUGUCCGCCACACACACACACUUAAACACACACCUGCCUUUAAAUGCUGCCUUCAACUACGUUACAGAGACCCGUGUCGAAAGAUGGCGAUGCAGCUAAAUGAACGCGCCGUUACAGGUUCCGCUAUUGUCCGUAUCUGUGCACCUGAAUUUAAUACUCAAUGCUAACAUGUGGCGCCAAACUCCUGCUUAAGAAAAUAUCGUAAGCACAUGGAACUACAAACUAUUAUUAUAAAAUGCGACGACUUUGUUGUCAAAUGCUAACCCAGGGGUUGUUAACCCUUUUGACUGAGAAAGCCAAGAAACCCUCUUUGUUUUUAAAUGUAAUUCCUCGAGUGAAGUGAAGCCCAACAAAUUCAGACUUGUGGCUUGAGUUUUUAAAAUGUAUUGCAGCGAUGAAGUUCACACGCGCUAGAUUGAUAGCACCAGCCGAUAUCUAUUGUUAUUUAGUGAUAUUGAAGAGUCACAGAGCAGCAUAUGCUGCUAGUGCUGCCGUUCAUGACGUCACAUCGCGUAGAGCAGCAUUGGUCCCAUCACUGUUGAUAAUAAACUCAGUUACGGUGAGCUAAGCAGUUCCCAUGAUGCUUUGCAGUCCACUCAACCAAUCACAGUGGUGGAUCGCUACAGCAUGGUUCCGCCUCCACAGCCGGUCAGAUGAACAGCACAGCACACUGGGCUGCUGAGCAUCAUGGGAAGUCACCGUUACCGAGGCUGCUGUUGAGGGUGAUGGCACCUUGCGUUACCUCAUAUUAAGGCGUUGAGCAGGAUGAAAACUGCGCUGUGUUCGUAGAAAAAAGGUGGGCGAUGACGUGCACGUGAAGCCUUGUGUUAUUAUAUAUUGUAAACCACAGUCGACAAUGUUUUGCUCUUGUCGAUCCACAUCUUUAGGUUCAUUCUCAGCGUCGAUAUUGUACGUUUUCACAGCGUGUAGUUUCUGGCCUUGUCAGUCGGUAGCUCCUGUUGGGUCUGAUGCUGUUAACCAGCAGCGCGAGACUCUCCAUUAGCUGGCAAGAGCAGCUCUCUGUGGUAAUGACCACUUGCAGUUGCUGCCCUGAGGGGGCUGCUGGACAGAGCAGGCCAACUCUCAACCCUCUCAGCACCUCCAAGACCAUCUGCAGAAAAAGCUGAAAGCUUGCUCCGUCUCUCACCAGCGGCUCUGAGGUAGUCGGACGGCGACUCGUCCCUCGGGGUGCGGCGUCCACGUCUCUAAGCUGACGGACGUUCUUUGUCAUCCGGUUAUCCUUUUACCCCCGGACAAGCUCGGAACAAGACGGCCGCACACUGGUAGUUGAUCAGCGGCUGUUGUUCACCGACAUGUUCCUGGCAAGCGGCGAUGUCCAGGGCAGAACCCCACACCGCCACGCCUGUCAGGGCCAGCGGGCCAGCAUGGGUUUGUCAUGCCGCGCUGACAUUCGGGGGAGCCGUGCCAGAACACCGUGGCACAUUUCGUCCUCCCGGACAAGUGGCGUGGGAGCGAACGUGUCAACUCGGGCAGAUGGGCGGACAGCAGUGCCAGCCGCUCUGGACCGUCCUGGACCACUGGCCUAGCAACUGUCGUCCAGCCAGACAGACUUGGGUCUUAUUGGCAUGUUGGGUGGUGGCAGCUGUUGAUGUAUAGCGCCGAGUCUUUUGGAUCGUUUUGCUGUAUGUCGGUUUUGUUUCCUCGGCCGGGAGGUUGGAAGAAGCUGACCAUUCAUUGAGAGACGCUGUUCAAAUGUAACCAGAUUCUUGAGUUUCAAAUCGGCUGUCAAGCACAGCUGUUUUUUUUUUUAAGUAAAUAUCAGUUUACGCGACUUUCCCUGGCCACUCUCGCUCAGGGUCACUCAUGGAUGAAGUGGUUCAGUAGCUGCUGUGACGGCAACGUCAAUAUUGCUCCGAAAAUAAAAACGUCAUCUUAUAAAGACUGGUUAAAAAUGAGGAGUGGUUUGAUGUUCAUAACUAACAUGAGCUUCACAAAACCACUCAACAGGUUCAACUGCCUGUUUGAUUUAAACGUACCAAGCCGUUUAUUCUGAAUAUUUUGGCGACAAAGACGUAUGAAUUCAAGAUCUAGCUAACAGUAACUUAGUUGUCUGCAACUUCCGAUUUGAAUUUAAGGGCAGAUCUGAUUAUCAUCGCAACAAAGACGUCCGUACUUGGCCUUGGCAGAAGGUCUCGCGCUCUGCAAGUGCCCUUCUAGUUUCUGAGCUGGCAGUCCCGGACUUCCCAGAUGGUCUGCCUUUUUUUUUCUUUUUUUUUAUCACCAAAUGUAAUCAUCCUUUUAAAGCUAAUGUAUGACCAGAAUUAAAACACAAACAGGCCGAGGAGGAGGUGGAGGAGCAGGGACACGGCCGGAUGAUUUGCGAGCCCAUACAUUUCUGCGUGUGGAUAAAUCUUCCGUCGUUCCAUUAUGCAUGUUGGUGUACACCUUUUGUGUGUGUCGGAGCAAGUGUGUGAUGUUCCUGCUGUGAGGGAGGCCCAUUAAUCUUUGCUAAAUCAAAUAAAUCAAGUGCACUUUAGAAAAGAGCUGUCAGUGUAAUUGUUGUGAUAGUCGCUCCCCGACCACUCCAGGGGGAGCGCUUUUGAAAUAGGUGCCAGGGAAUGCACACUCAUCUCUCUCUCAAAAAAAAAGGCUGACUCUUGAAUGAGGAUGUGUGAAGCCACCCAGAAGGACCAUGAAUGAGUGAUGGGGAGCUUCACAGAAGAGAAGCAGCUCCAGCAGCGUAGAUAUGUAGUCGCAACUAUCGAGGGUUUAUUGGUCGCCGUCACUCCGAACUAGGGAGAGGCCAUGUGCACACAAAAAAAUGAUCAUGGCACGACGACGAUACGAUUUUCAUUCUAUUCCAUGUGUUGCCGUCUCUGUUGAAACUGUUUGGAGUUUGUCUCCAACAUCAUUAUUUGUUUAUGUUUCAAUAUAAUAGUGAACUAAGUGUAGAGAUGAGAAACUCAAUGUUUCAGGUCUCUGGUAGAAGCCGCUGGUGUCUGACAGACUGCUCUGCCAGCUUUAUUUAGGGGUUAAAUUGAGCCGUCUGUCUGCUGUGUCUCAUGUCUCUGAACAGUUGACUUGAAGUAUGGAUCAUUUCCUCGAUGCUAUUGAAGAAAUGUUAGAAAUCAUGUGAAGAAAAGAUCAUUUAGUCAUAUUCUAUUCUCCAAAUCAUGAUACCAACAGUCCUUUGUCUUGUGUGACGAAAAACCUUUUCACAAUUCUCUCCCCUAAGAUUUCACUCAUACUUUGACAGCUUUAGAAUUUGUUGAUGGUCCCUAACUGAUGCCGGGUCGUAGCAUUAGCGCUGCCUGUGAGAGUGUGUCCAUGAUCAGUGAACCCUAAUGGAGACGCGAAGGUGGACGCCGCCGCUAGUGGAGUGGAGCUCUGUCCAAUAUCCAAGUAUUUUCACCAGCGCAGCAGGAGACCUGCAUGUGUCGAUGUGAACCAAGGCAGUCGACCGCGUCAGAGAACCUAUGAGGACCACUCCACCAACACACACCCAGAGACUCAGUCGACCAGUGUCAUUAUCAAAGGUUCCCUGGACUGAAAAUAAGUUUAAAGCUACGAUCGUGAACCAAAGUCCACGACACUCUCCACAACUGUCAAACGCUGCGGAGCUGGAGAGCGCGGCGCGCCGUCGCGGUCUUGUCCUGUUCAUGUAUUCAAGUCCAAUGCAGUGCUGCAUAUUUAUCGAAUUU
Messenger RNA from Synchiropus splendidus (mandarinfish), 8951 nucleotides. It is a transcript of the gene mmaa, whose product is annotated as metabolism of cobalamin associated A. Bases 205 to 1401 code for a protein of 398 amino acids. The transcript has 7 exons. The record is from RefSeq and is a predicted model, not a curated record. Gene Ontology annotation, molecular function: GTPase activity; GTP binding. Gene Ontology annotation, cellular component: cytoplasm. Lineage: Eukaryota; Metazoa; Chordata; Actinopteri; Syngnathiformes; Callionymidae.